AUGACGCGCAUCGCCAAGGUGACGUCAAGUCCUCCGCCUACACCACAGCAGUCUUCUUCUCCGCCGCCCUCGUCUCAACAAGCUCCCCUUCCUCCUCGGUCCGAGACAAGUGUCCCAGUUCCAGAUCCAGUUGCAGCCCGUCCAGCAUCGCCGGCCAGCAGCUUCUACGCCAUGAGCGACGACGAAGAGGGCGACUACGACACCAUCACGCAUGCCCAGACGGGCCGCGGCGUCAAGCUGCUCUUCUCCAAGAGCAAGGUCUACAUCCACCCCACGCCCUCGUCCAAGGACAACAUCCCCGGCUACAUUGCCCUGCUGCAGCAGAAGAACCCCGUCCCGAAUGACCGCCCCAUCUCGUCCUCGUCGAGGGACUCGCGCUCGCCCGCCUCGUCGGACCUGCUGCUCGCCUGGGUCCCCGAGUCGCAGCUCGGCGAUGCCGCCAGCAUCUACGUCAAGGUAGACUUGUGCGACGGCGAGUCCCCCCCGAGACAGUCGUACCUGGUGCCGCCGCCCCCCACCGUCACCACCCACCGCGGCUCGCUCGGCCACUAUGCCUUUGCCGUCCCCGUCAGCGCCGUCUACAGCCUCGUCGUGCGCCCUCCGAGCCUCGGCUGGUGGUUUGGCAGCGUCAUCAUCAACAGCCGCGCCGGCGACAGCUUCCCCGCCCUCUUCUUCCACGACAAUGAGUGCCAGAGCACCAUUCUGCAGAAGAAGAAGCGCGCCCGCGAGUCCUUCGACCCCUUUGGCGAGACGGGCGAGAUGUUCUGGGGCGGCGACGAGGUCCUGCGCUGGCUGCGCCGCUACAUCCACAUCGAACGGAGCGGCGCCGAGCCCAACAUCUACCUCAUCGAGCCCUCCCCCGAGGACAGCGCCGCCUUCAGCGGCAAGCUGACCACCAGCACCCCGAGCGCCAUCGGCCGCCGGGACAGCGCCAUCGGGGCCCAAGGCCGGGGGCUGGCGGGACCCUCCCAGGCCGACGCGGGCGAUGCCGGCAUGGAUCCCUUCAUGAAGUUCGUCAAGGAGACGGGAUGGAAUAUCAUGGAAAAGUUCAGCAAGGUCACCACCUUCACCCGCCAGGCUGCUAAGGAUGUGCUCGACAACCCUCGCAUGCCGCCCCAGGUCCGGAGGUUGAUGCAGAACCCCGAAGUCCAGACGCUGCAGGAUGAGUUCGACAGCGCCCGCAUCUACCUCGCCCGGUGGGCUAUGGGCAUCGCUGAGCAGGGCGAGCGCGACCGCAACAGGAGGAUAUGGACCGCCCGAGAUGUCAUGGAGCUCGAGGACACGGAUGUCGGCGAAUUUGAGCUGCUCGACAGCACGAGCAGCCUGACGCUGGAGCAGAUGAGGAAGCCCGUCACCCUCAAGGAGUGGAAGACUUUCUUCAACUCUCGCACCGGUCGCCUGUCGGUCACGGUGGACGAGGUCAAAGAGCGCAUAUUCCACGGCGGCUUGGACCCCGAAGACGGCGUCAGGAAGGAGGCCUGGCCGUAUCUCCUGGGUGUCCACGACUGGUACAGCACCGAGGACGAGCGCAAGGCCGAAGCCGCGUCGCUCAGAGACGCUUACAUCAAGCUCAAGGGCACCUGGUGGGAACGCCAAAUCGAUCUGGGCGGAGAGGGUGAAGAGGGCGAGUGGUGGAGAGAGCAAAAGAACCGGAUAGAAAAGGACGUUCACCGUACUGACCGUCAUGUCCCAAUCUUUGCUGGCGAAGACAUACCACACCCCGACCCCGACUCGCCGUUUGCGAGCGUCGGCACCAACGUGCACAUGGAGCAGAUGAAAGACAUGCUUCUGACGUACAACGAGUACAACAAGGACCUGGGCUACGUCCAGGGCAUGUCGGAUCUCCUCGCCCCCAUCUACGCGGUGAUGCAGGACGACGCCCUGGCCUUUUGGGCCUUCCAGCGCUUCAUGGACCGCAUGGAACGCAACUUUCUGCGCGACCAGUCGGGCAUGCGCACGCAGCUGCUCACCCUCGAUCACCUCGUCCAGUUUAUGGACCCCAAGCUCUACGCCCACCUGCAGUCCGCCGACAGCACAAACUUCUUCUUCUUCUUCCGCAUGCUGCUUGUCUGGUAUAAGCGCGAGUUCAACUGGCCCGACGUGCUGCAUCUCUGGGAGGUGCUGUGGGCGGACUUUUUGAGCAGCAACUUCCACCUUUUUAUAGCUCUGGCAAUUCUCGAGAAGCAUCGCGAUGUCAUAAUAAUACAUCUGAAGCACUUUGACGAGGUUCUCAAAUACGUCAAUGAACUAUCUGGGACCAUGGAUCUCGAGUCGACGCUGGUCCGCGCCGAGGCCCUGUUCCGACGCUUCCACCGCCUCGUCGAAGCCUCGGACAAGAAGGACAACUUCCCGACGCCUAGGCUGCGUCCGAGUCUUGGGUCUCCGUCCGCAUCCUCUGCGACAACUCCUGCUGCUGCCAACCCAAAAUCCCCUGGCAGUCGCAGCGGAAAUGUACCGCCGCCCCCGACCUCUCCGCGCCGUAGUAAUAACAACAUCAAUGCCACAAAUCCUAAUGUGACCCCGAAUAGUGCGGGCAAGGCCCCAGAGACUGCUGCCGCCGCUACCAAGGUCAUCACCCCCGAGCUGCGCAAGCUGCUGAGCCGCACCGUCGAGGUCCUCCCGCGGAAGGAGGUCGCCAAGAAAGGCGAAGGCCUCUCGUCGCUGUCGUCGUCCGCGGCGGCCGCGACGCUGGCUGCUGCGAGGCAGAGUGCGAGGUGA
Messenger RNA from Lasiosphaeria miniovina, 2718 nucleotides. RefSeq names its product rab-GTPase-TBC domain-containing protein. NCBI's taxonomy places the organism in Eukaryota, Fungi, Ascomycota, Sordariomycetes, Sordariales, Lasiosphaeriaceae. The record is from RefSeq and is a predicted model, not a curated record. The coding region runs from base 1 to 2718 and encodes 905 amino acids. Gene Ontology annotation, molecular function: GTPase activator activity. The transcript is spliced from 3 exons. Gene Ontology annotation, biological process: activation of GTPase activity.